AUGCCAAUGCUGCGUCAACGCAUCAUCAUAAUCACUCUCUUCCCGCUUCUUCUACACCUCACCUCCGCCAUCGAAUCUUGCCGAUUCUCUUUUCAGGAUGAAAAGAAUCUCUACAAUUACACCCUCUCUUCUCCCAUCCGCAACUUCCCUCACGGCAUCCUCAGCGAAGACGGGAUACGACAGUUAUACAGUUCUGACUGA
Molecule: messenger RNA, 201 nt
Organism: Sphenostylis stenocarpa
Lineage: Eukaryota; Viridiplantae; Streptophyta; Magnoliopsida; Fabales; Fabaceae
Source: the annotation of a GenBank genome assembly